Salvelinus namaycush (lake trout) is the source of this 2705-nucleotide messenger RNA. Its product is annotated as inositol-tetrakisphosphate 1-kinase-like. The transcript has 11 exons. Gene Ontology annotation, biological process: inositol trisphosphate metabolic process. Gene Ontology annotation, molecular function: inositol-1,3,4-trisphosphate 5-kinase activity; inositol-1,3,4-trisphosphate 6-kinase activity; inositol-3,4,5,6-tetrakisphosphate 1-kinase activity. The record is from RefSeq and is a predicted model, not a curated record. The coding region runs from base 428 to 1663 and encodes 411 amino acids. Gene Ontology annotation, cellular component: cytoplasm. Lineage: Eukaryota; Metazoa; Chordata; Actinopteri; Salmoniformes; Salmonidae.
CAGUAUGGUUUAGAAGCUGUGCUGACGUGCUUUUAUUUUCUACUGAGUGUGAAAAACGCUGCCCUGUUUGACAGCAAGGUAGCUAGCGGUAUGCAUAGUUGUUUAGGGGGUACGCGCUAGGGCUACCUAAAUGAGCACGACUCGAGAGUGUGUGCACUCUGUCAGUUAGGUUCCAAUUUCGACCAGUCUAGAUUGAAGAGAAGACCUCCGCGCAGCCAUCACAACUUCAGCUUCAACGUCCAGCGGAACGGAGAAUGGACAGCUAUCAGGCUAGCUAGGUGGAUAUCCGUACUAGGACAACGACAUUUAGGGAGGAAAUGUGCUAGCUAGCUGGUUCGUGUGAGACGACGGUUUCCUGUUUUCCAGGUUGAAUCGACAGUAACUGUUAACAUCUGGAUUAAGAACAUACGUUAGGUGAGGUGGAGAGAUGCAGACUUUUUUGAAAGGCAGGAGAGUGGGCUACUGGCUCAGCGAGAAGAAGAUGAAGAAGCUGAAUUUUCAGGCCUUCGCUGAUUUGUGCAGGAAAAGAGGAAUAGAAGUGGUCCAGCUGGACCUGAGCCAGCCCCUGGAGGAGCAAGGUCCCCUAGACGUCAUCAUCCACAAGCUGACCGAUCUGAUCCUGGAGGCUGACCAGAACGACACCCAGUCAGUCCUGCUGGUGCAGAGAGUGCAGGACUACAUUGAGGCCCACCCUGAGACCAUCGUGCUGGAUCCCCUCCCAGCCAUCAGGACCCUGCUGGACCGCUGCAAGUCCUACCAGCUCAUCCACAGGAUAGAGGACUGCAUGCAAGAUGAGAGAAUCUGCUCUCCCCCGUUCAUGGUUCUGAACACAGAGUGUGGUCCAGAUACACUGGAGAAGAUUGAGAAGCAUGGACUCACUUUCCCAUUUAUUUGCAAAACACGAGUAGCCCAUGGAACCAACUCCCACGAGAUGGCCAUCAUCUUCAGUGAGGAGGACCUGAAGGAUGUGAAGCCUCCGUGUGUGAUCCAGAGCUUCAUCAACCACAACGCGGUGCUCUACAAGGUGUUUGUGGUGGGGGAGUCCUACACACUGGUGGAGAGACCCUCCCUCAAGAACUUCCCCGCUGGACCAGCAGACAGAAAAGCAAUUUUCUUCAACAGUCAUAAUGUAUCAAAGCCAGAGUCCUCUUCAGACCUGACCUCUAGGGACAACGUGGAGGGGGUGUCCCAGCCACCCAGUGAUGAUGUCAUCAGAGCGCUAUCCAGGUCCUUGCGACAGGCGCUGGGCGUGUCCUUGUUUGGCAUCGACGUCAUCAUCAACAACCUCACGGGCCAACACGCCGUCAUCGACAUCAAUGCAUUCCCUGGUUACGAGGGUGUCCCAGAGUUCUUCAACGACCUCCUGACCCACAUCACCAGUGUGCUUCAGGCUCACUCCCCCGACAGCCCCCCAGCCAGCGGGCAGCCCAAAAGCCUGGCAUCCAGCCAUAACCCCAGCGCUACGGUGCCUACAGCCCCGACCCCGGACUCCCCAGGCUGCUGCAGCAUGCUGGGGAAGGAGGCCAGCAGCAGCCCCUGGAUCGUGGAGGGGGAUGGGAACCUGAAGGGCCCCCGCCAGAGACUGGGCUGUAACUCAGCCAUGUCCCCCAACUUCCAGCAACACUGUGUGUCCACGAUAGCCACAAAGGCUUCCUCCCAAUGACUGCCAUCCUCUUCCCCCUUAGCCCCCACCCUGUUCUAACCGCGAACAAAAACAGAUGAUGAUAAUGGUGACGAUAAUGAAUAAUAAUCAUAAUAAUUAUGAUAUUAAGUAUAAUAUAUCUGUAAUCUAAAACCAACUUUUUCUAUGUAGAUCUUGAUGGUGAUUGGGUCUUUGAUCUUUUCUUUUCUGCCUUUUGGAUUUUUUUUAUUUGGUUUAAUAAGACUUACAGUAAUGUGAACUUUUGGGAACUCUGCUUGCUUAAUUGCUGAUUUAGUUUCUCUCUGUGAAAUCUCUAAUCAAGUGGUCCACAUGAGGUGGUUGGGGGACUAGCCAUGUCUGACCUUUGACUGCAGCAGUAAAGAAAAGGGCAAUUAAACAUAUGCUCCAGGCACAUUCACACAUUUCCUGCAUUUAAACUCACUAGUGAUGUGUGUCUGAAUGCCACUCUGUCAUGUGUGGUUAGGGUAGAAGGGAUGUAUGGCUAGAGGAUUGUCUGUAUUCUAAUACUCCUCCACUGGUUUGGACCAGCUGCCUGAGCUAACUGACUUAAAGCAGAAGAGCCCACUGUCAUUUCCAAAGUUGCAAGAAAGUCAUUGGGAUCUUGGUGGACAUUAGAUUAGGGCUGGGCGAUAUCUAUCGUCUUUUAAGGUAUACCGGUAUGGAUCCUCAUACCAGUAUGGAUUUUUACAAAACCGUCUAACACGUCAAACUCAUUCUACGGAGGGUCGAGUGUCUGUGGGUUUUUGCUCCUCCCUUGUACUUGAUUGAUGAAUUAAGGUCACUAAUUAGUAGUGGGGUGGCAGGUAGCCUAGUGUUUAGAGCAUUGGGUCAGUAACCGAAAGGUUGCUGGAUUGAAUCCCCGAGCUGACAAGGCAAAAAUCUGUCAUUCUGCCCCUGAGCAGGGCUGUUAAUUCACUGUUCCCCGGACGCCAAAGACGUGAAUGUCGAUUAAGGCAGCCACCCCCCCCGCACCUCUCUGAUUCAGAGGAGUUGGGUUAAAUGCGGAAGACACAUUUCAGUUGAAGGCAUUCAGUUGUACAAC